UCUUGUCAAAGUCCAUAUAUCUAAUCUUUUCGGAUUCUGAAUCGCGAACCCAGCGAAGCUACCAAUUUCUCGAUCAAACUAUCCGAGCUCCGAUUCCUUAUAAAAGAUAAAGCCAGAACCUUUAUUUGCUUUGUGAUCCUCUCUCUCUCUAUCUCUGAUAAAGCCAGGACCUUUAUUUGCUUUAUUGAAACCCCAAACCCUACUUUGUCCAGCGAGAGAGAAAGAGGGUUUCGUCUGAUUCCGCUAAAUUUCGAGUCUUUAUUUAAAGGAGGCUCUCAUCAUGGAUUCUGAAGAUGAUAUGCUCGAUGCCCACGAUAUGGAUUCGGGGGAUGAUGAUUUUUACAGCGGCGGGACCGAUGACGAUAGUGAUGAUGAUGGUCAAGCUUUCGAAGGGUUCGCUGAGGAAGACGGGGACGAUUCCACCUUGUUCACCUCGCGUCGCUCUCAGAUAAAUUAUGUUGUUCUUAAGGAAGAAGAUAUUCACAGGCGUCAGAAGGAUGAUAUUGGACGAGUUUCCAUGGUCCUCUCCAUAAGUCAUGUCGAAGCGAGCAUUUUGCUUCUUCACUAUCACUGGAUUGUUAGUAAAGUUGACGAUGAAUGGUUUGCGGAUGAAGGGAGAGUUCGGAGAACUGUUGGUAUAUUAGAGGGACCUGUUGUUCCAACACCUGAUGGCAGAGAACUUAAAUGUGGAAUAUGCUUUGAGUCCUACCCUCUUGAGGAUAUUGUUUCAGUUUCUUGUGGUCAUCCUUUCUGCACUUCAUGUUGGACGGGUUAUUUACACACCACCAUCAGUGAUGGCCCAGGAUGUUUGAUGCUAAAAUGUCCUGAACCUGCUUGCCUUGCUGCUGUUGGUCAAGAUAUGUUCGAUAAAUUGUCUUCGAAGGAAGACAAGGAGAAGUAUUAUAGAUACUUUCUUAGGUCUUAUGUUGAAGACAACAGAAAGAUGAAGUGGUGUCCUGCCCCAGGAUGUGAGCAUGCAAUCGAUUUUGAUGCCGGGUCUGGAAGUUAUGAUGUUUCGUGCUUUUGUUCACAUAGCUUUUGCUGGAAUUGCACUGAAGAGGCUCACCGUCCUGUGGAUUGUGACACAGUUGCGAAAUGGAUACUAAAGAACAGCGCUGAAUCUGAAAAUAUGAAUUGGAUACUUGCCAAUUCAAAGCCUUGUCCAAAGUGUAAGCGGCCAAUUGAAAAGAAUCAUGGAUGUAUGCACAUGACAUGCACAUCGCCUUGUAAAUAUGAGUUUUGUUGGCUUUGCCUUAAUGCAUGGACAGAGCACGGGGAAAGAACUGGUGGUUUUUAUGCCUGCAACCGGUAUGAGGCGGCUAGGCAAGAAGGAUUGUAUGAUGAGGCUGAAAAAAGGCGAGAGAUGGCAAAAAAUUCGCUAGAGAGAUACACUCAUUACUAUGAACGCUGGGCAAGCAAUCAACAGUCGAGGCAAAAAGCUAUGGGGGAUCUGCAGAAAAUGCAAUCAGAGAGGCUUGGGAGACUUAGUGACAUACAGUGCACACCAGAAUCUCAGCUCAAGUUUAUUGCAGAUGCGUGGCUCCAGAUUGUUGAAUGUAGGCGGGUACUGAAAUGGACGUAUGCAUAUGGAUAUUAUCUAUCAGAUCAUGCUAAGCGGCAAUUUUUCGAGUAUUUGCAAGGGGAGGCUGAGUCAGGUUUGGAGAGGCUCCACAAAUGCGUAGAGAAGGAAAUAGAGGUGUUUCAAACUGCUGAGGACCCUUCAAAUGAUUUCAAUAAUUUCCGGUCCAAAUUAGUGGGUUUAACCAGCAUAACUAAAACCUACUUCGAAAAUCUGGUGAAAGCUUUGGAGAAUGGUCUUGCUGAUGUGGAUUCGCUAGCUGCUAGCAGCAAAUCAACAAACUCUAAAGCUUCUAGCAAGACAAAAGGCGGUGGGAAAGGUAAAGGAAGCUCCAAAAAUGGCGGGUCCAGCAGAAACCCAGAUGACAACUGACAUCUCUUUGGUCUCGCUUGUGUGCUGCCACCUCACAAAGGUCUUAGAUUAAUCAGAAGAUUAAGAAAGACUUUUGUUCAGAAAUUGGAGAAAGUUUUGGGGUUUACAAUGCUUUCGAGUCUCUUGAGUUUAAAGACUAUUAAGGGACAAGACUGCACUCUCAAGUGAACUCUGUCUCUCUGACUUAAGGGUAUAUGUUAGUUUUUACUUGCCCUAAAUAUUGUAUAGGAUAAAAGAAUCUGCUCAUUGUUAUUGUUAGUUUGGCUUUUUUUACUUCGAACCAAACUCAAUGUCUUCGAACCAAACUGAAGUCUCGUGUCUGAAAAUUUCUCGAGGUCAAGAGCAAAUGGAACCUCCUUAGUCAAUUUCACCUAGUAUGAUCUUUUACAUUAA
Capsella rubella is the source of this 2344-nucleotide messenger RNA. RefSeq names its product probable E3 ubiquitin-protein ligase ARI5. Gene Ontology annotation, biological process: ubiquitin-dependent protein catabolic process; positive regulation of proteasomal ubiquitin-dependent protein catabolic process; protein polyubiquitination. Lineage: Eukaryota; Viridiplantae; Streptophyta; Magnoliopsida; Brassicales; Brassicaceae. The record is from RefSeq and is a predicted model, not a curated record. The transcript is spliced from 15 exons. Gene Ontology annotation, molecular function: zinc ion binding; ubiquitin conjugating enzyme binding; ubiquitin protein ligase activity. The coding region runs from base 281 to 1951 and encodes 556 amino acids. Gene Ontology annotation, cellular component: cytoplasm; ubiquitin ligase complex.